AUGGAUGCUAUUAAAAAGUAUUUUACUCAGUCUAUUGUAGACAAUGUUAAUAAAUCAAUGGAUGAAAAUGAUGAAUUGAAUGUUAAUACAAUUUAUAACAAAACUCAAGAUAGAGAGAAUGAGAUGAUCAUUCCAUCAUGUUCUGAGCUUAUAGACAUGACAAGUAUUCAAAAUACAAAUAAGCAUCUUUUACAUAAAAUAAAAGGUUUAGAAGAUGAAAACGACCGUUUGUUGUCAAUAAUUGAAAAAAAAAAUGUUAUAAAAAACGAUUGUAAUACACCAGAUUUUACAAAUAAAAAAAUAUCACAGUUAACAGAGAGGGUAAACGAACUUAUGUCAGAAUUACAAAUAAUUAAAUCGUCAGCAUGUAAUGAUUAUACAAGAAACAAAGAUUUUUUAGAAAUUAAACACUCGACUGAUAAGUUUAAUGUAUUGAAUAAAAAGAUUUGCAAUUACCGAAACCAAAUAAUGCAGUUGAAAAAUGAUUUAAAAAUAACUCAAAAUGCUUUAUCUAAUGAAAUUGGAGAUCCAGUUGUGAUGCAAAAAGUUUUAAUGGGCACGGGAUCUUCAAAUUAUAUAGGGCGUGCGCAAAAAAUAUUAAUAUUGCAACAGAAAGUGAACGAGCUGCAAGCGAAACAAAAUGAUUCAAAAACCAAAGAACUGCAUCAUUUAACUGUUAAUACCAGAAAAUUGGAAAAAGCACGUAAAGCAACUAGUGAUCAAGUAUUAAAGGAUGCUCAAUCAAAGGUUAGCGAAUUGACUAAAUCGGUGGACAUUUGGAAAAGUCGUAGUAAAGGAUUGGAUGUAGAAAUCACUGUUUUAAGAAUACAAAUUCAAAAACUAUUAUCAAAAUCUGAAUCAGAUAACCAACUUAUUGAUCAAUUAAAGGCCGAGUUAAGUAAUAACAAUAUACAACGGCUUAAAACUAAAGACUCUAUAAUAAAACUCGAAGAAUCAAUUACAUUAUUACAAUCAAAAUAUGAUAAAGCAACAAAAAUUAUUGAACGGCAAGCAUUUGAUUUGGAUGAUAAAGAAAGAAGAAUAUCUCAUUUAGAAUCCAAAACACUAAAGAAUAAUGACUCAACUAAAGUUCAUAAUAUGUGUUCAAUAGAUUUUACGGAUCCUAAAGAAAUUUUUUUUAAGAAAUUGAAUGAAUUUGAAAACCAACAACUUGUGGAUCUAUUAACCAUAGCUCAUAAUAAAAUUUGUGAAUAUGUUCUGGAUGCUGUUGAUUUUAAAAAUAAAUACUUAACGGAAAAGCAAAAAUUAGAAAAAUUUAAAUUAAAGAUGAGAUGUUUGAGUUCAUCUACAUUAUUUAAGCAAAGAUCAAAUAAUAUUUCAUAUAAUUUCAAACAUGAAUUAAAUCCUAAUGAAAAAUUAAUAGAAUUACAGAAUAAACUAGAAUUGGUUGAAGAAGAACGUGCUGCUUUUAAAGAUAGAUUGGAUACCCUCAUAAUGUUGAAUAAAGAAAAUGUACAUAUGUUUACUCAAUCAUUAAACAAUAUGAAACAGCAAAUAACGAAGAUCUCACAAAAUUCCCAGAAAUAA
Molecule: messenger RNA, 1548 nt
Organism: Melanaphis sacchari
Lineage: Eukaryota; Metazoa; Arthropoda; Insecta; Hemiptera; Aphididae
Exons: 12
Coding region: 1-1548 (515 amino acids)
Source: RefSeq, a predicted model, not a curated record